This is a messenger RNA of Pantherophis guttatus, 3213 nucleotides long. RefSeq lists its product as uncharacterized. Gene Ontology annotation, biological process: regulation of immune system process; regulation of cytokine production; negative regulation of transcription by RNA polymerase II. The record is from RefSeq and is a predicted model, not a curated record. Gene Ontology annotation, molecular function: DNA-binding transcription repressor activity, RNA polymerase II-specific; RNA polymerase II cis-regulatory region sequence-specific DNA binding. Gene Ontology annotation, cellular component: nucleoplasm. NCBI's taxonomy places the organism in Eukaryota, Metazoa, Chordata, Lepidosauria, Squamata, Colubridae.
CUCCACUGGGACUGCACGCUUUAAAAGUGGCGCCUGCAAUUUUCUGGUGGUUGGAAGAUUUACAAAGUCUCCUUCGAGUUAGGUUUGACUCCUGGUGGUUUUAGGGAGGUGGUUUUCUUGGCAACAAUAUGAGGCUGAUCUACUUAUUGCUCUCUUCUGGGUUUUUUUUUUUCCUUACUUCCAUGCACAUCUGAACCUGGUGAAUACGCCUGGUGGCUCAGCAGACUGAUAGCAUUGUGAUUAACAUCAGCUGUCUGCAAUUACUGUAAGUUCGAAUCUCACCAGGCUCAAGGUUGACUCAGCCUUCCAUCCUUUCUAAGACAAAGAGAAUAGCAAUCAGAGCACUCUGGACAACCGAAAAUAACAAGCAGCAUUGAAAAGGAAAGCAAAUAAAGCCAACAAUCAAAAUAAUUUCUAUUUUCUCCAGAAAACCAGAGACUUUUCUUCACUAGUUUCCAAAUUCAAAAACCAUGGGACAUCAGCGGGAAGGAAAAAAUCACUUGGAUAGCCAUGUAGGGCAGAUAGCACUGCAAGCCUCACCUAUGUGGAAGGAAACAGUAGCUUGAGUCAAAACUCCCAUCUAACAAGGGAUCCAAAGAAUGUUUAACUUCCUGGAGAAUUCAAGAAUGCCAGUGGUGGAAAAACAUACAUGUACAUAUUGUGGGGAAAGCAUGGAUAGUAAAUCACAAUUGAUAAUACACCAUGUAUGAGUGUCCAGUUUGUGGGAAAACUUUCAGUCAGAAUUCCAGCCUGAUGAUACACCAGUGGACACAUACAGGAGACAAACCAUAUGAAUGUCCAGAAUGUGGGAAAGGUUUCCGUCAGAAUUCCCACCUGAUGAUACACCAGAAGAUUCACACAGGCGAGAAACCAUACGAGUGUCCAGAUUGUUCGAAAUGUUUCAUUCGGAAUUGCGACCUGGUGAUACACCAGAGGACACACACAGGAGAGAAACCAUAUGAGUGUUUGGAUUGUGGAAAAUGUUUCAGUCAGAAUUUUGACCUAGUGAUACAUCAGAGGACUCACACAGGAGAGAAACCAUAUGAGUGCCCAGUUUGUGGGAAAAAUUUCAAUUGGAAUUCGCACUUGGUGGUACAUCAGCGGACUCACACAGGAGUGAAACCAUAUGUUUGUCCAGAUUGUGGGAAAAGUUUCAAUUGGAAUUCGCACUUGGUGGUACACCAGCGGACUCAUUCAGGAGAGAAACCAUAUGAGUGUCCAGAUUGUGAAAAAAGUUUCAUUCGGAAUUCCGAUCUGGUGAGACACCAUGCAACACACACAGGAGAGAAACCAUAUGAGUGCCUGAUUUGUGGGAAAAGUUUCAGUCGGAAUUCUUACCUGCUAAUACACCAGAAGAUUCACACAGGAGAGAAACCAUAUAAGUGUCUGGAGUGUGGGAAAGGUUUCAGUCAGAAUUCCUCCCUGGUGAUACAUCAGAGAACUCACUCAGGAGAGAAACCUUAUGAGUGUCUAGACUGUGGAAAAUGUUUUAGUCAGAAUUCCAGCCUGGUGAGACACCAGAGGAGUCACACAGCAGACAAAGUUUAUGAAUGCCCAGAUUGUGGAGAAGGUUUCUGUCUGAAUUCCCACCUGGUGAUACACCAGAAGAUUCACACAGGGAAGAAACUGUAUGAGUGUCCAGAUUGUUGGAAAUGUUUCCUUCGGAACUCUGAGCUGGUGAUACAUCAGAGGACUCACACAGGAGAGAAACCAUACGAGUGUCCAGACUGUGGGAAAGAUUUCAGUACUAGGUCUAACCUUAUAAAUCAUGUGCGUAUACACACAGGGGAGAAACCAUUUAAGUGCCCUGACUGUGGACAGUGCUUCCGGAAACAUUCCACCCUUAUUGCACACAAGAAAAUCCACAAGAGGCCCAAAGUGAUGAAUGUAGAGAAGGCUUGAAUUUCCUUUCUAAUGUCCCAUUGUAAAUCCAGCUGAGAAAUUGACUAUUUACUUUCUGGCCUGAUUCUUUUUAGUUAAAUAUGUCAUAGUAUUAGACGUGAAGGAGGGGAGAAAUUUGAGAAUGGCUACCUGGCCGUUAGCAGCAAAUGUUGCUGGAUAUUUAUUUUUGCAGAAAUUGUACAAUUCUGCAAAAAAAUUUUUAGCGGCCUUCUUUUCAUUUUUAUCAUGAUAGAUUACAGAAAUGUCACUUGCAGAGUCCCAGGGUUCUUCUACCUGAGUGUCCUCAAGGUUUUGAGCCACAGAAUUUUCCAACCAGCAUCUCUUCAAGGUAGGAACACUCUAACACAGAUUAUAGUUAGAGAUUGCGGCUCCUCAUAUAAUGAGAAAGCCAGAGAAGAAGCAAAGCAGUUUCAAAGUUCAUCUUUUUCUAAUUGUUCCAGGAAUUCAUUGCACCAAGCAUGUCUGUUCAGAUUAUGUCAAUGAGGUACCCAAGUCGAAGAAUAUCAAAUAUAUUGGGGGAAUUUGUGGCAGUGACAAAACCAGUGUAAAAUUUCAAAUAUAAAGACUAUUCUGCCCUGCAGGUGGCUUCAAUGGAGAAGAGCUGGAGGAAUAUUGAGUUGAGGAGAAAAGGGAUUGUGGUUUUGAGCAUAAGAUCUCCAGGUUUAUUCGCAACUCCUGCUUUGAUCUUUGCUUGCAAGUGCCUCCUUGUUAACCUUUGAUGGCUGGUGGGUGAGAGCAGAACCAAGGGGCUGAUACUUUUGUGGUUCCCCCCACUUGAGGAAAUGUGAGAAAAAAAUUGUACAGUAGACGUUUCAUUGCUAAAAGAGCAUUGUGUAAGAAUCAUGAAUAGCUUUUGAGAAAGACAAAUAAAGGCAGGUGUCAGCAUUUCUGUAAACACUGGGACAAACGUGUUCCCAACACAUGUGAGAUAUUUUCUGUUCUUUCACUUUUCUCCCAGGGCUCCUUAAUUUUUUUCAAAAAUUCAUUCAAAUAAAGAGAGGAACUUUUUUUGUAGCGGCAAAAGUGACAUUUUAGCAAUGCAGAUUAAUGAUCCUGAUUUUGCUGGGAUUGGAAGACACCAAAGAAUUCCACAUUUGUUCAUUUCUGUAACACAGUUCAAAAAGACAGGUUACAAUUUUUUUAGUGAGUCACAUUGCAUGUGAUCCCUUUGCAGAAGGAUCAGGAGCAGAUCAGGACUGGUGUCUGGAGGAACCAAGAGGCUCUCUUGGCCCGAGUCUCAACCUCCAAGUGACUUUGAAUUUAAUGUGCAAAAUUUCUAAACUUCAAAAUAGUAAAUUUAUAUUUAAUCAA